CGGCCUCUUUCCGCUCCGAGCGCCGACCGGUGAAGACAUAGUCGAGGAGACACGAUGGCAGACUGGGAGGGCGUUCCCGUAGGGGCCGAGACCCCCGAGAUCAAACUGUUCGGGAAAUGGAGUACAGACGAUGUUCAGAUUAAUGACAUCUCCCUGCAGGAUUACAUUGCUGUAAAGGAGAAGUAUGCCAAGUACCUGCCCCACAGCGGAGGCCGUUAUGCUGCCAAGCGCUUCCGCAAGGCUCAGUGCCCUAUUGUCGAGCGUCUCACAAACUCACUCAUGAUGCACGGGAGGAACAACGGCAAGAAGCUCAUGACCGUCAGAAUAGUGAAGCACGCCUUCGAGAUCAUCCACCUGCUGACUGGGGAGAACCCCCUGCAAGUUCUGGUGAAUGCCAUCAUCAACAGCGGACCUCGUGAGGAUUCCACUCGUAUUGGAAGAGCUGGAACCGUGAGGAGACAGGCUGUGGACGUGUCGCCGCUGAGAAGAGUUAACCAGGCUAUCUGGCUCCUGUGCACCGGCGCUCGUGAAGCUGCUUUCAGGAACAUUAAGACCAUUGCAGAGUGCGUGGCUGAUGAGCUCAUCAAUGCCGCUAAGGGCUCCUCCAACUCAUACGCUAUCAAGAAAAAGGACGAAUUGGAGAGAGUAGCCAAAUCCAACCGUUAAGCGCGUCGACAUCCUAACGGGGGCAUCCGGUGUCUCGUACAAUAAAGAAAUCUGUUAUGUA
Molecule: messenger RNA, 727 nt
Organism: Spea bombifrons (plains spadefoot toad)
Lineage: Eukaryota; Metazoa; Chordata; Amphibia; Anura; Pelobatidae
Gene: RPS5
Product: ribosomal protein S5
Exons: 6
Coding region: 55-666 (203 amino acids)
Biological process (GO): ribosomal small subunit assembly; translation
Cellular component (GO): cytosolic small ribosomal subunit; ribosome
Molecular function (GO): structural constituent of ribosome; mRNA binding; rRNA binding
Source: RefSeq, a predicted model, not a curated record